Molecule: messenger RNA, 2388 nt
Organism: Botrytis porri
Lineage: Eukaryota; Fungi; Ascomycota; Leotiomycetes; Helotiales; Sclerotiniaceae
Exons: 4
Coding region: 1-2388 (795 amino acids)
Molecular function (GO): protein binding
Source: RefSeq, a predicted model, not a curated record
AUGUCUUCAUUUUCAUCCAGCAGUCGUAGAGGAAUUGCUUCGGGUGGGAUGGAACGCAGAAAUUCGAAUCGACCGGGAUUGCCGCCGAUUGUAGCAGCUAUUCAAUCUGGAAAUACAAAAGCUGUUGGUUCCCUAUCAAGAUAUGGAGCCGUCAUUCGUAACAUAUACCAAACAUACGGAUCCCAGUUCUCUCUAUCUCUAGCUCCAAACUCAGGAAUGUGUAAACUUCUUGACGAAAAAGGAAUCAAUGAUUGGAAUUGCAGAACCAGGGGGUAUUUCUGGGGGCGAUUCAUACCUGGAUUAAGCACAGCACAAACAAUCAAUGUCAGCACUAUGGCGGAAAAUAAAUGGUUUGUCAAGAUAGAUAGGGUGUCACCCUUGCAUCAGAAAUCAAUAUAUGGCACCAAAGAGACUAUACAGUAUGCUCUGGAACUUGGGAGUGAUGUGGAAGUCGAUGUUACUGCAAGUUUUGGUAUCACUCCAUUGUUCUUUGCGAUAUAUGGCAAAAGGCCUGACAUCACUGAACUGCUUCUAUCAAAAGGUGCCGCAACUAACGUUAUCUACGGUCCUCGGAGAUUGACACCGCUACAUCUUGCUGUUGCAGGAGGCAGUGAGCUAAUCGUUGAGACUCUUCUUCAAUACGGGGCAGAUGUUCAAGCUCGUGAUGAUGCAGGGCUUAUUUUCGCUACGCUUGCUUUGGAUCUUAAGCAUGAAAGUAUAGCGGAAAUUUUGAAUCAAACUUUAGCCAAACUUUUAAUAUUUGAGCCCAUUUCUCCGAAUAGCAAUAGAUCAGCCACAGAGACUGAUAUAGUGGACAGUAAUAGAUCUGUAUCUGUCUCAAUUGAAGAUGCUCUCAUCUGUCGGGACCUUGCGACUCUGAAACAUCUACUUCAAAAUGGCGACUGCAUUCAGAGGGCUUGUUUCUGCGGGUGCAGUCCAUUGCUCAGAGCUUUCGUGAGAAGCUCUUCCAGAGAGAUAAUUCAUUUUCUAUUGGAUAAUGGAGCUUCUCUAGAUGGAGUAGUGAGGUGUACAGAACAACUACCUACUGCUGGGUUUACACCUCUUCACUGUACCGCAAUGUUGGGAGACGAACAGAUUAUGGAAAAGAUUCCCACACUAGGAAAGUCGACGCCUCAACAGAAGGUCCACCAUUUACAUGUUGCAGCAUAUAACGUUGAUAUGAAAAGCAGCUUUACUAAUCCUCGAUGCUUCGAGGAGGCGCAGAUUGUGAGCAAUGAAAAUCAUGUUGCCAAGGAUAUCGGCGGGACAGCUUUGCAUUAUGCUUCUUUUCAAGGCCAUUUGAAUACUAUGAAAGAACUCUUGAAAGCAGGAGCAGACCUUCAUGCUCAAAACAGGUGGGGAGAAACACCUCUACAUGUUGCCGCAGAGGACGGUCAAUAUCAAGCAUGCCAACUCCUAAUCUCUGCCGGAGCUAAUGUGCUAUCUCGGGAUUUUGAGAAACUCUGCCCAAUUCACAACGCGAUAUGGGGAGAGUAUCCACAAAUAGUGGAGGUUAUGGUCAAAGAAUUGGUUAGGUCCGAUAUUCUUUGUGAAGAUGGGAGUGAUCUACUGGCUUAUGCUUGCCGCUUUGGCAAUGCAGAGACAGUAGAAAUACUCGUUACCGCUGGGAUGAACAUUAAUCCAACCUACAAUGAUGAGUUGCCGACACCCUUCUCAGCUAUGUUCAACCAGACUUUGACUGAAGAAUUCCGAAUAAAGUUAAUAGCGGAUGUCGAUAAUCCUUACCAAACCCUUGGGUCGGGAAUUUUACUCACGAUUCUUUGCAAGAAAUUCCUGCUUUUGGUAGCCAGAGAAUUACUGAGAAGAGUGCCUAAAGAUAUAAUAUACCAGUAUGUCAACUACGUCAGUAUAUAUGAAACAGCUCUCUACUGUACAGCAGCAAAGUCUCGAGAGCAAAAUUUACAAAUAGCGAAGCUGCUCACAGACCAUGGAGCUGAGCUUGAAGUCAUUAAACCUUCACACGGCGCACCUCUGAUGGGUGCGUGCUACUAUGGUUAUUAUGAUAUGGUUGUGCUCCUUCUUGAAAAAGGGGCAAGAAACACAUGCAAUAAACAUUAUGGGACACAUAUGACUGCAGUUGAAGAAGCUAGACAUCAUCCUGACAAAGUAGCCUUGCUGAAGAACUUUGAGGAGAAAGAUAUUGAAGCCUUAAAUGAGCCCAGGACAGCACUAUUUGCCAAAAUGGUGAAGGUUGAGGAGUGUUUGAAUAGGAUUUCGAAAGAGAAUGAACAAGAAAAAGACCAGGAGAAGGAGGAGAAGAGAAACGAAGAAGGGAAGGAGAUGGAGGAAUGCGAGAAAAGUGGUGAAGAUGAAGGACGUGAGAAUAAUAUAUUUGAGAAAGACAAGGAGCAAAGGUUGUUGGUUUGA